GAUGUCUUUCCGAUGUGUAGUUAAAUGCGUUUAGUCUUUAGAAGUUUCCAGCAUAACAGAAACAUUAAUUAUUUGUCUUCGAAGUUUUCAUUGGUGUCUUCAAACGAGUAUUUCUGAAAGUUUAUUGUUUUGUUUUUUGAGCUGUGGAUAUUUGUUUCGAUGUAAAGAUCUCAAUUUUAGGAAGAACGCCAAGAGAGGGAAACGCCAUAUUUUUUUCGAAAGUCACAUGUCGAUAAUGGAAUACAAAACACUGUGUUACUAAGAAGAUACUGCUUCCAACGCUUCAUAACGGCGGUAAAACUUGAACAGUGAACUUCGAAUGUGUGUGUGUGUGUUUUUAAAGUUGAAAGAAUGUUCUGGAAACUAUAUUCAAAAGUUCCACCAAUAAAGAAAAUAUUUCUUCUUGUUCCUUGAAUCCAAAUCAUCAUCGCAUUAGUGAUAGAUGAUUAGGAGGAUGUCCACGUCAAUGCACGCACGGGAAGAGUGCCGAAGGAGAGGUGACGUUCAAAUCUCUGGUGCUCCAUGGAACAUUCAAACGAUAGUAUCCUACGUUUUAGCAAUGUUAGCUUGUAUCUUGACCAAUGGUGGUGUAUUUGUGGCCCUCUACCGGUGGGACUGUCUUUGGUUAUUUGUAUCACUCGUGGGUAUAUUCCUCAUCUUAAUAGGUGCCAUUUUGAACUUCGCUGGUUCCAGAGUAACUAAUGAUAGAAACCAAAGGUCAAGAAGAACAAACGUGCAGCAGCAGGCUUUACCUGAAGUGCCUUGUCCGUCAGCUCCAUCUUUAGACUACCACAACACCUGUAGCCAGUUAACCCUAAAUGCAGAGGUGACAUCGAACAUUCCUGUCUACGAUAGUCUUUUAUAUAAUUCCACCAGAGAUGCACAGGUUUCUCCAUCAGCACCUCUAAUGAAUAUAGAUGGACAAAAUUAUUUACUGAUGUCCAUCCCCAGAGAUAUGACUGAAUUAGAAGUGCGAAAGUUAUCGACAAGGCUUAGCACUGUCAUACUUACAGGUUUACCAAACACUUUAGGAAAGCCUGAACAAAGCCAAUCAUUUCUAACAUCAGUAUCGGAAAGAUACCAAAAACCGAAAGACAACAAAAUAGACUCCAAACACAGCUAUUUGACAGACCCAGCACUUAACUGUUCAAUUUCUCAUUCCGCCUUAUCAGAAAACGAGCAGAGCCACCUUUCUGUCUCAAAUACAACUACUGUGGCCAGAAAAAAUGUCGGGAAUAGUCAAAAAAAUUAUUGCUGUCCAGUAACACAGAAUAUCGUGCUUGCAAGUGAAACCGAGGUUUAUACUGUGGAAAAUAACUCUGAAAUAUUGUCACAAGGUGGUAAGCAUUCUACCUCUGAUGCAACUCUAACUACGUUUUCUCAUUACAUUCAUCAAGCAGAAGAAGAAAUGGCACCUUCAAGUAAUGAGCAAACCAAUGUUUUACAGCUUUUGGAAAACCAUCACAGUUUAAUUUCAUCAACUCCUACUAAAACAGCAAACUACCAGUCAUCAGACACGUUGGAUACCCAAGAUACGAACAACGACUACUCCGAAACUUCUAACAGUCGUCAAGUUUCAGAAGUAAACCUACCAAUAGAUGGUGCUAGUAGAUCAAACUAUGGGACCGAUAGUGCCUUCUUGCAAACAGGUCGCUGGAACUAUGAAAUAUAUGAAAGAAUCUCUCCUCCUCCAGCUUAUGAUGAAGUGACUGGAAGAACAAAAGGUCCUCCAACAGUUGCUAAGACUAAUCCAAACAAGCAGCUUAGCUGUUUCUCUAAAAGCUCCGAAAUUGGUAUUGGGUAAUAAAAAUUCUGUAGCUAAGAAAAAAAUUUAACUAUUUGAAAAAAAGAAACCAAAAAACAGUAUUUACUGCAGUAUUACUAAUAUGUGAGGUGACACAUAGCGACAUCUAGUAACAAGUGGCCUUCAUUUUGUGAUAACAAUCUCGUAAACUGCAUUUUUUUUUCUCUCACACUCUUCUUGAUUUGUCCAUUUCAGAUUUAAAAUCAGACGCGUGUAAACUAACAUUUCAGAUCUAUCUUUCGUUCCCCACAAAUCACCGACCAUCUUAUACGUCUUGGGAUGGAUAAAAGAUAAAUCUGAAACACUAC
Molecule: messenger RNA, 2112 nt
Organism: Limulus polyphemus (Atlantic horseshoe crab)
Lineage: Eukaryota; Metazoa; Arthropoda; Merostomata; Xiphosura; Limulidae
Exons: 3
Coding region: 443-1804 (453 amino acids)
Source: RefSeq, a predicted model, not a curated record